Molecule: messenger RNA, 2376 nt
Organism: Mycena indigotica
Lineage: Eukaryota; Fungi; Basidiomycota; Agaricomycetes; Agaricales; Mycenaceae
Product: Protein phosphatase
Exons: 12
Coding region: 1-2376 (791 amino acids)
Cellular component (GO): plasma membrane
Molecular function (GO): phosphoprotein phosphatase activity; DNA binding; protein dimerization activity
Source: RefSeq, a predicted model, not a curated record
AUGGAGUCGGAGUUAGCACUCUUUACGGGCGGCUACGAUGCCGAAUAUCGAAGCCGGACUUGGCCGCUCUAUCAACACCCGCAUGGGAACAUGGCCUUCCGCUCUUGCAGCAGGCGGGCUGGCAUGAGAAAUCGAACAGUUGGUGAGAGUCCAGCGGCGUUGGAAGGGUCGAUGGGUCAAAUCAAACCUCCGGGACCUGUUACAAUGGGUGUGGUCAUCGUUUCCAUAGUUGUCAACAACGGCAAACCCCCCGGGUUGAUAAAGAUCGAAAUCCAGCCCAUAAUCCACGAACGUAACCGCAGCGUGACCUUUUUAAAGGCAAGUGUGGUUUUUUAUACGUCUAGUGUUUCCCCGCCGUCCAAUGGGAACCAGGAACGGACGGAGGGCCGGUUAAGCCUUCUGUGGCCGAUGGACAUCUCCCCGUUAUGCAGUCUUGGCGAGAGGAAAAACGGUCUCUUCAAGAAGGCCUAUGAGCUCGGUGUUUUGUGUUCAGUCGAUGUCGCUGUCAUCAUUUUCGAGCAACGCCCUGGCCACAAUGUCAAGCUAUACCAGUACUGCUCGGGUGAUGCUCAAGAUAUGGUUCGACGCCAUCUCGGUUUUGAUGGCGAGAAAGACACACGAGGCCCAGCGGACUUUUCUGGCAAUGCAGCGACCAAGAACGACGAUAAUGCUGAUGUUGACGAGGAUGACCAAGAAGAAGAAGAAGAUGUGGUGGUGACUUCCUUGGGGAAAAGAGGUCGGACGAAUACAGAGAGUCAGCUCAAGAUUGACGUUGACUACCGCCACAGGCAACCGUCGGCAUCAUCCUCCCUCCCAUUGUCGAGAGACCGUGACUCGCCUUCAAGUAAGAAAGCACGAAUUGCACCAAUGAUGGGGCCUUCACGAACAUCGUCGACAGAAAUGACAGGCGGUUAUUCUUAUGCCCCACCUUCUUCCUCUAUGCGCAACACGCAACCAGCAUAUGGCGGGAACUCGUCCUAUUAUCCAACACAGACAUCAUUUGGCAGCACUGGGUAUGAUAGCUUUGGGGGUUCCCGCUCAGGUGGACGUAUGUAUGGGGAUUUCAGACCACCACCACCGCCACCAAGAAGUAGUGACCCGUUCAGUCUGCUCGAACCGGAAGAAACACGUCAGAUUCAGACUCCCAGUGGACCAUAUGGUGGGCUAGAGUGGCCGGUUCACACCGGUAGUGGCGGUAGACCAAGCACAAGUGCGGAUAGCUCAUCGCCUUCAACGGCAGGAAAUUGGAUGGAUUUGAUGGGAGGAGCAAGACUCCGCGACUUUCUCCCGAAAAUGGUCGAAAAGACUGCUAAUGGCACGUCUUCCAAACCAUCUAUUCUCUCCAAAAUCAUACACGCUCUCGUACCUUGUAUUCCUUCGUCGUCCUCUGUAGCGGACCCAGAAUCCGUGGUGGUUGAACCUGUUGUCCAAGAAAAAGCCGCAUUAAAGGCACCAGAUGUCGCCCCCCCAGCUCCCCAGCCAGAGGUACCGGCUGUGGAGACAACUCAACUACCGGUUGAAGAACUCAUGACGCCUCCAACUCCCGUUUCGUUGAUUCCACCCGAAGAAACGGAAGGCGUGACAUCUGGUGCAGUUCAAGCCCCAGGCUCAACUGGAGAGGCAACCAUCCAUCCAAACAAGCGGGAAUCGGUGGCAGAAGAGACAGACACCAGCUUCACUGACGAUGAAGAGCUUGCCGACAACAUUGACGAUGAAGAGGACCGCCUUAUCCUCAAUGGUGGCGCUGGCAUUCCCAUAGGCCCAGACGGCUCUCCGAACCCGCUACUUCCACCCGUGUCCCCUCAUCAUGCUGGCCGCAAGUGUCUUGUUCUUGACUUGGACGAGACUCUUGUCCAUAGCAGUUUCAAGGCAUGUCUUGUUUGCUCUCUCUUUUUCGCUCUUCUCACCCUUCACAACCAGUCUAUACAACAAGCGGACUACGUUGUCCCAGUAGAAAUCGAAUUCAACUGGCAUAACGUGUACGUUAUCAAACGGCCAGGCGUGGACAAUUUUCUCAAGAAGAUGGGCGAAAUAUACGAAGUCGUCGUCUUCACUGCUAGUCUAAGCAAGUAUGCGGACCCCGUUUUAGACAAGCUCGAUGUGCAUCAAGUUGUUGCUCACCGACUAUUCCGUGAAAGUUGCUAUAAUCACAAAGGCAACUACGUCAAGGAUCUCUCUCAACUCGGCCGGCCGAUUGGAGACACCAUAAUCAUCGACAACUCGCCAGCAUCCUACUUAUUCCAUCCAGUACAUGCCGUCCCAGUUUCCUCAUGGUUCACCGACCCUCAUGACACCGAAUUGACUGACUUGAUACCAUUCCUUGCCGAUUUGGCAGGCGUUGACGAUGUUCGUGGGGUGUUGGAUGGAGCGCGAUAA